Molecule: messenger RNA, 5098 nt
Organism: Canis lupus familiaris (dog)
Lineage: Eukaryota; Metazoa; Chordata; Mammalia; Carnivora; Canidae
Gene: MTMR11
Product: myotubularin related protein 11
Exons: 17
Coding region: 2477-4495 (672 amino acids)
Source: RefSeq, a predicted model, not a curated record
UCAGAGAUGAUCGUUCCUGAGUUACUCAGAUACUAGUUAAUCUGGACUCUGUGUCACCUUCUGUCUCCAAGCAGUCCGUGCCCCACACAGAUAAGACAGAAUUAGAAGCCCCUUCCUGGCCUGGAAUCACCUGCACCCCAGAUUUUUCUAAUUUCUUUUUGCCUCCAGGCCCUUCAAUUGCAGAUUGAGUCACACACAGUCACUGCUGUCUCUCACUUUGUAGCUACCCAAGCUGCAAAUUGCAGCGUGUUUUGCCCCUGUACUUUAGCUUAACCAAAUAUUUAUUAUGACGUCCCUCACGUAGACUUUCUUCAUGCCACCACCCUUCGCAGGCCACGUGGGUUAGGGGUGGUAGAAAAGAGGGACUGACGGUAACCGGAGAGCAGAGGGGGGGUGGGGAGGACGUUGGCCUCUUUCUGUGCUUAUAACUGGAUCUGUGACUCAUCUUGUGAGUCACUCAGCUCCACCUCCCUCCUCCAGCUGCCCCUCCCAGUAGCCUUCACUCUUGGCACAAACCUACAACCAGACCGGGAUUCUGAAAAUGGAAAAAUCUGAUAUGGCCCCUUGCUUCUGCAUCCUUCCUUUCAUCCACUAAAACUUCCACUGGUGUGGGGGGUCUGGGAGGUGGUCCUCCUAUUAGCCCUUCGCUGCUGCCCCUUUGCAUUCCUGUGCUGAUCCAAGUCACCCACUUUUUUCUGCCUUCCACCCCCCCCCCCCCAUUCCCCUGAUGUUUUUUCUUUGGAUUCCUCUGCUGCUGCUAUACCUCAAAAUACUAAAGAAUAGAAUGAAGCUCUUGAAUGAAGGGUAGUGGGGAGGAGAAGGAAAGUGGAUAAUGGGAUUUUAAAACUGUGGAACAUGGCUCUUCCUACUGCAAAAGACCUUGGGAAGUAUUUCUUCCUCCAAGAGAUUGAAGCCCAUGGAAAGUAGGUGGGCCUGGGGGGGGGGGGGUGCUUGGGAGCUUUACAACUUCUAGAAUAAGGCUUCUGGGCCACCUUCCUAGCAGGUGUAUGCCUCUUUGUUCCAAAUUAACUUCCUGUCUCACAAUAUCACUAUUUCCACAGUAGCAGCCAAGAUGGGGAACUUUUAAAGCUGAGGCCGGAAGGGUGUGUGUGCUGAGGGGAGGAGAGAGUUGAGUGUCACUUUGGAAAACUGGGGCCCCCACCUAAGGUCUGCCUCUGUACAGACUCAAAAUUAAUAAAACAGCAGCUCAUUAACCCUUAUUUUGUAUUUCAUUUCCUGUCUUUUUCGCAUCUAAAUGCAGAUUUUUGCUUCAAACCCAGGUGCCAUUGACUGCAGUUCCUUUAUUUCCCUCUUAGUGUCCUCACUCACUCCUGCUGCUCUCGUGGCAGGGGGGAAGGUGGGGCAUGGGGCUGUUGAACUAAUAGAAGUUUCCAGCCCUCAGCUUUGAAGGUCCUGAACUAAAUUAUUAAUUUGGAGAUCUGGUGUCUGGGUUGGAGGGAGGGAUGAUGUGCCUGGAAUGGGCUUUGGUUUCCCACUGGUGUGUGUGUGUGUGUGUGUGUGUGUGUGUGUGUGUGUGUGUGUUGGAUUAAGUGGUAAGAUGUCCUCCUUGGGCCUCCCCCUAACCCCAGAACUUGCCCAUAAACACACCUGUACCUGUGUCUGCAUCCUGGAGAUAUUUCAACUUCUCUUCCCAGUUUUCUUAGGACACCCUCCACACAAAGUAUGUUUCAUGCUCUCUGGAGACGCAAAUACAAGAUGCUUUCACUCCUCUCCCUCAUUUCUUGGGCCUCCCCAGGCAAAAAUCUCCUGAGGUCCCAUUUCCUACUACUUUUGUCAGGUGUGUUGGGGAGGCAGCAAGGAAGCUUGAACUGCUUUUUCGUUGGUCCCACCGCUCCAACUCCUUUGAGAAGACAAAAAAAAAAAAGGGUGCCUGGGUGGCUCGGGGUCGUGAUCCCGGGGUCCUGGGAUCCAGUUCCACAUCGGGUUCCCCUCAGGGAGCCUGCUUCUCCCUCUGCCUGUGUCUCUGCCUCUCUCUCAUACAUAAAUAAAAUCUUAAAAACAAGCCUAAAUUAUUCCAGGCUAAUAUUCAGUAUUACUGCUCCCCUCAAAUAGUUUCCAGUGCUUGUGAGCAGAAAGAGCACAGGAUCUGGUAUUGGAGUAAAGAAUCUGGGUCUUGUUUUCCCCAGAUACCCACUUUUCCCUCACCUUUUUUAGGCUCCUCCACUUUUCCAAAACUGUGUGUAUUCCCCUUUAAGGGGCUGGGCAUCUCUCCCGCCCUCCCCAGAGCCGACUGAAGUUUCCGAGGAGCCUCCUCUUGCUGGGUUGGACACACCUUUCAAAAGACCCCUAGUCGCACUCCGUGCACCUCAAAGGAUCUUUUCCCUGGCGCUGUCCCCAGCCACUCUCCCUGACGUCUCUCUUCUCAAACUACAAGAUUCAGCCUCUCCCUAACGGGCUUGAGCAUCUUCAAGGUUUCCCACCCGUCACUGCUCCGUCCCCGGAUGGAGCCAGAGAAAUGUGGUGGGGGGGUCGGGGCCAGAGUUUCAACAUCGCCCCCCAGAAGGUGGAGCCAGACCUGGGGCUCUCUGGACCAAAGUCCGUCCAGAGGACUGGGAUGCUGGAGCCCAGGAGUUGUCAGCUUAGCAGUCACCUGGCUUCGGGAUGCCUCCCAGGGGAGCAGAUCCUAGCAUGGGCCCCAGGAGUGAGGAAGGGACUGGAACCUGAAUUGCCUGGAACCUUGAUCUGCACCAACGUGAGGGUCACCUUCCAGCCUUGUGGAUGGCAGCGGAGUCAGGAGACUCCCCUGAGCAGUGAAUAUGAUUUUGCCCUGGUCAACAUUGGGCGAUUAGAAGCUGUGAAUGGCCUGUCCAGAGUCCAGCUCCUCCGUCCAGGGUCCCCACUUAAAUUUAUCCCUGAGGAGAUCCUCAUUCAUGGCCGAGACUUCCGGCUGCUCAGAGUUGCUUUUGAGGCUGGAGGACUAGAACCACAGGCCUUUCAGGUGACCAUGGCCAUUGUCCAAGCCAGAGCUCGGAGCAGUCAAGCCCAACAGUAUGCAGGGAUACCCCUGAGCAAGGCUGGCCAGAGUUCAGGGUCCAGAAAACCACCUAUUCCCCUCUUGGAGACCUCAGAAGACUGGGAGACUGAGCGGAAAAAGCAGGGGGCCAAGAGCUGGAGGGUCAGCACUGUCAACGAGAGGUUCGAUGUAGCUACCAGCCUUCCUCGUUACUUCUGGGUCCCUAAGCGAACUCUGGACAGUGAGGUCAGGAGAGCAUUUGGCCACUUCCAUCAGGGCCGUGGACCGCGCCUGUCUUGGCAUCACCGUGGGGGCAGUGAUCUUCUCCGCUGUGGUGGCUUCUAUACAGCCAGUGACCCUAACAAGGAGGAUAUCAGAGCAGUGGAGUCAAUGCUCCAGGCUGGGCAUUCAGAUGUUGUCCUGGUGGACACUGUGGAUGAGUUGCCUACUCUUGCAGAUGUCCAGCUUGCCCACUUGAAGCUGAGGGCCCUCUGCCUGCCUGAUUCAUCUGCAGCUGAGGAGAAAUGGCUCUCAGCCCUGGAAGGAACACGAUGGUUGGAUUACGUCAGGUCUUGUCUUCGAAAGGCCAGUGACAUCUCAGUCUUAGUGACAUCCAGGGUUCGCUCUAUAGUACUACAAGAGCGCGGUGAUCGUGAUUUCAAUGGCCUCCUCUCUUCACUCGUCCAGCUGCUUUCAGUCCCUGAAGCCCGAACACUGCUUGGCUUCCAAUCACUAGUACAGCGAGAGUGGGUGGCAGCUGGACAUCCCUUCCUGACCCGGCUUGGGGUAACUGGAGCCAGUGAAGAGGCUCCAGUGUUUCUCCUCUUCGUUGAUUGCGUCUGGCAGCUCCUCCAGCAGUUUCCAGCUGAGUUUGAAUUCUCAGAAUUUUUCCUUCUUGCUCUUCAUGACAGUGCCAGGGUUCCUGACACUCUCACGUUUUUGAGAGAUACUCCUUGGGAGCGUGGAAAACAGAGUGGACAGUUCAACUCCUAUACACAGAUCUAUACCCCAGGGUAUUCCCAAACUCCUGCUGGGAACUCUGCUAACCCACAGCUGUCUGUCUGGGACUGGGAUUUACGCUAUAGCAGUGAACAGAUCCUACAAUUCCAUAAUCCUGGCUAUGACCCGGAACACUGCCCGGAUUCCUUGCUCCCUAGGCAGCAGCCAAGCUUCAUGGUUCCUGGACCCCCAAAUUCUGUGUGGCUCUUCUCCAGAGGGGCCCUGACCCCACUGAAUCAGCUCUGUCCUUGGCGGGACAGCCCCUCCCUGCUGGCAGUCUCUUCUCGUUGGCUCCCUAGACCUGCUAUCUCCUCUGAAAGCCUGGCUGAUCAGGAGUGGGGGCUCCCCUCACAUUGGGGAGCUUGCCCUUUACCCCCGGGAUUGCUGCUGCCUGGAUAUCUGGGACCCCAGAUCAAGCUGUGGAGACGCUGCUACCUGAGGGGAAGGCCUGAGUUCCAGGCCUCUCAGCUCCCACAAUCUCUGGCCUCCAGGAUGAGCUAUCCCAUCUUCAGGAGCUUUUAAGGAAAUGGACACCAAGAGUAUCUCCUGAGGAUCACUCCAAGAAAAGAGAUCCAAAUACCAUUCUUUCCCAGUCCCGUUGAAAUUGUUGUCUUUUUUAUGGGCAUGGCAGAGGGGGUCCGGGGUGAGGGAAGGUUCUGUCUAAUCCUCCAAUUUUUCUUAUCUUGGUCUUGCUGUCUCAGCUUUUGACACUCCAGCCCUCAACAAGCUCACUGACCUUUCUGUUGCAGAUGGGUGGUGCUAACCUUCUCCAACUCUUGCCCUGUCCUGUUUCAUUCUCGAGAUAUGUUUCUCAUGAUUUGAGGAAUUAAGAAACAAAAGCAAUCCAGAAUACGAUUACCUUUGUUCUUUUCAGGGCAAUUCCAUCCCUCUGGAUACCCAGCCGAUAAGCUGUGAGAUGAGAGAUGCUGUUCAUCAGUUCAAAGGAGAUGGCCUACAGAACUCAUUCUCACCUCCUCUUGCUGCUUAAUUCCAAUUUCUGUUUCUUCCCUCUGGUUUUCUAUGGGUAUGCUAGUGGGUAUGGGACACAUCCUGUCUCUCCCAAUUGUAUAUUUUGUAGUGACAUUUCUAUUUAACGAGUUCAUUAAAGUACAGUUGCUGGCAUUA